Cervus elaphus (red deer) is the source of this 2193-nucleotide messenger RNA. RefSeq names its product notum, palmitoleoyl-protein carboxylesterase (gene NOTUM). Lineage: Eukaryota; Metazoa; Chordata; Mammalia; Artiodactyla; Cervidae. The transcript has 9 exons. Gene Ontology annotation, molecular function: hydrolase activity. The record is from RefSeq and is a predicted model, not a curated record. Bases 371 to 1708 code for a protein of 445 amino acids.
CGGGCGGCGGCGGCGGCGGCACAUCUAACGCGCGGGCACCCGGGCCGCCGCGGCCCCCGCAAACUACGCCCAGGCUCGGCCCCCGCCGCUCAUUGGCGCGGGCCGGAGCCAGCGCACCCAGACCCUGCGCUGCCCUCGGCCGGCAGCGCGCGGAGUCCCAGCUGCCCAGGCCGACGGCGCCCGGCCCCGAGAGCCUCGACGCCGAGCCGCCCGCGCCUCCUCGGCCGGGCCCAACGCGGGGAGCGGGGCGAUCGAGCAGGCGCGGCUGGCGCGCCGCGGCCCGGGCGCCCCCGGCCUGGCGCCCUCGCCGCCGCGCCGCCUCAACGCCGCCUGCUCUCCGCAGGUGGCCGCGGGCCCGAGCGGUGCGGCCAUGGGCCGAGGGGUGCGCGUGCUUCUGCUGCUGGGCCUUCUGCACUGGGCCGGGGGCGGCGAGGGCAGGAAGACCUGGCGGCGCCGCGGCCAGCAGCCACCCCCGCCGCCGCCCCCGCCGCGGGCCGAGGCGGCCCCGGCAGCCGGGCAACCGGUGGAGAGCUUCCCUCUGGACUUCACGGCCGUGGAGGGCAACAUGGACAGCUUCAUGGCACAGGUCAAGAGCCUGGCUCAGUCCCUGUACCCCUGCUCGGCGCAGCAGCUCAACGAAGACCUGCGCCUGCACCUCCUGCUCAACACGUCGGUGACCUGCAACGACGGCAGCCCGGCCGGCUACUACCUGAAGGAAUCCAAGGGCAGUCGGCGUUGGCUACUCUUUCUGGAAGGAGGCUGGUACUGCUUCAACCGGGAGAACUGCGACUCCCGAUAUGACACCAUGCGGCGCCUCAUGAGCUCCAAGGACUGGCCCCGCACUCGCACAGGCACGGGGAUCCUGUCCUCCCAGCCAGAGGAGAACCCCCACUGGUGGAACGCCAACAUGGUCGCGGGGGGCACAGGGGUGCUGCUGAACGUGGACCGUGUGGCCGAGCAGCUGGAGGAGCUGGGCUAUCCAGCCAUCCAGGUGCGGGGCCUGGCUGACUCCGGCUGGUUCCUGGAUAACAAGCAGUACCGCCGCACAGACUGCAUCGACACCAUCACCUGCGCACCCACGGAAGCCAUCCGCCGGGGCAUCAGGUACUGGAAUGGGGUGGUCCCGGAGCGCUGUCGGCGCCAGUUCAAGGAGGGCGAGGAAUGGAACUGCUUCUUUGGCUACAAAGUCUACCCAACUCUGCGCUGCCCGGUGUUCGUGGUACAGUGGCUGUUUGACGAGGCCCAGCUGACUGUGGACAAUGUGCACCUCACGGGGCAGCCGGUGCAGGAGGGCCAAUGGCUGUACAUCCAGAACCUGGGCCGUGAGCUGCGGAACACACUCAAGGACGUGCCGGCCAGCUUUGCCCCCGCCUGCCUCUCCCACGAGAUCAUCAUCCGAAGCCACUGGACAGACGUCCAGGUGAAGGGGACCUCGCUGCCCCGGGCGCUGCACUGCUGGGACCGAAGCCUCCACGACAGCCACAAGGCCAGCAAAGCCCCCCUGAAGGGCUGCCCCAUCCACCUGGUGGACAGCUGCCCCUGGCCCCACUGCAACCCCUCAUGCCCCACCAUCCGGGACCAAUUCACGGGGCAGGAGAUGAAUGUGGCCCAGUUCCUGAUGCACAUGGGCUUCGACGUGCAGACGGUGGCACAGCAGCAGGGCCUGGAGCCCAGUAAACUGCUGGGGAUGCUGAGCAGCGGGAGCUAGGGCCCCCCGCCCCAGCCAUCUCCCCUCCAGGCCCUCCUGCCCUCCUAGGACCGCAGGGCCCCGGCCGUCCCCACCCUGGGUCUGGACGCCCUCCCCUGGCAGCCUUCACUGUCUCUUUCCUACUGCCUCUGAGGGGCCCCGGCCAGAGACGGUGGACCUGCCAUCAGCCUGGCUGUGGCCCUUGGCCCCCUCCCGCCCCUCCCUCCUGACACCCCCCCAAUCCCCAUCCCCUCAUUCCUACCCCCCCCAACUCCCUCCACCUCCAACACACGGUAGGGAGCCAGAAGCACUGGAUUCCUCAGCCUCCAGCCCAGAAGGCACCCUCCCCCAGCCCAGUCCCCCAGCCUCUCCUGCCCUUUUGUAUUAUUUUAUAAAGUGACUUUUUUAUUAAUUUUUUAAAAAAAGAAAAAUAAGCAAGAAAUAUAUAGUGAAUGAUAUUGUUUUGUAACAUAUUUUUUUUUUAAAUAAUGAAGAAAAGAUAACAA